CUGUAGUCUAUACAAGAUGGCGUAUGUGGUUGUUUUGCAGCUACGAUAUUGAGCGAGUUGUAGUAUUUGUCGUCUAAAUUAAUUAAUUGUUGUAGUGUAGUCUCUUUGUAAGUGUUUGUUAUAAGCCGUAGAGUCGCAGAAUAUCCACCAUGAAAGGAAAAGAAAGGUCGCCAGUGAAAAAACGCUCAAGGGCCGUGGACGAUGUUCGAGACAGAGGAGGAAGCCAUCCGAGCAGUAAGAAAAUGGGGGUUGUGGCGAUUUCUGGCGGAAGCAACAAUGGAAAUAGCUCUUCCAAAAGCGAAGGAGGUUCGGCGAGAAGGAGUUUACUUGGAGAUAAAAGGGAUAGUCGGGACUUUGACGGACAUGCUUCUAGUCGUACGGGAAACAGUCAUAGCUACACCAGCCCCGUUGCUAGCGCUAGCAGCAAGAAUCACAACUCGAGCUUGUCGCUCGAAGCGGCCGCGAGAAGCAACUCGCGCUCAGAUCAGCGCAGUCAGCUCGCCGCUAACGAGAGUGAGUACAAAACCCUAAAAAUAAGCGAACUGGGGUCGCAGCUGAGCGACGAGGAGAUCGAGGACGGCUUGUUUCACGAGUUCAAGAAAUUCGGCGACGUGAGUGUGAAAAUUAGCCGCGUUAACGACGAAAGAAUCGCUUUUGUGAACUUCAGGAGGCCCGAUGAUGCCAGAGCGGCGAAACACGCCCGAGGUCGCCUGGUGCUCUAUGACCGCCCUCUGAAAAUCGAAGCGGUGUACAUGAACAGGAGAAGAAGUCGAUCACCCGUGGAGAAAGACCACUUUUCUGCUGUGGCUGGCCACAGACAUUUGCACACCCAGCGGCCUCUGUCCCCUACUGGACUCGGUUACAGGGACUACAGGCUCCAGCAGUUAGCACUUGGUCGACUCCCUCCACCCCCACCACCUCCCUUACCCAGAGAGCUGGAGCGAGAAAGAGAGUUUGCCUUUUAUGAAGCCAGAGCAAGACCCACUUAUAUUGCUGAACGAGCUGCUGCCUUUCGCGAAGAGGAUUUUAUUUCUCCUGAGGACGACCAAAGAGCUAACCGAACGUUGUUUUUGGGUAACUUGGACAUCACAGUAACAGAAAAUGAUCUGAGGAGGGCAUUUGACCGCUUUGGGGCCAUCACCGAAGUGGACAUCAAGAGACCUGCCCGGGGCCAAAACAGCACAUAUGGAUUUCUUAAGUUUGAGAACUUGGACAUGGCCCACAGAGCAAAGAUCAGCAUGUCAGGAAAAGUGGUUGGCCGAAAUGCUAUUAAAAUUGGUUAUGGAAAGGCGACCCCAACGACACGCCUCUGGGUGGGGGGCCUGGGACCUUGGGUUCCCCUGGCUGCGUUAGCAAGGGAGUUUGAUCGCUUUGGCACUAUUAGGACUAUAGACUACAGGAAAGGGGACACGUGGGCCUACAUUCAGUAUGAAAGCUUGGAUGCUGCUCAAGCAGCUUGCACACACAUGCGUGGUUUUCCUCUUGGAGGCCCAGACCGACGACUCAGAGUGGAUUUUGCAGACACAGAGCACCGCUACCAGCAACAGUUCCUCCAGCCGCUCCCCCUGCCCCACUAUGAGGUUGUGGCUGAGUCCUUUGUUCACCGUGCAGCUCCUGAAGCCAUCAGGGUCAGAGAAAGAACUCCUCCGUCACUGCAUUUUAGAGAACGGGAGCUCUAUGCUAGUGCAGAGUGGCCAGCCCCUGCAAUCCGCGAAAGAGUAAGAACUCCUGCUUUUGAACCACUGGAGCACUUGGAACGAGAUCGACGGCCAAGAGAGCCAUGGUCCCUGGAGCGGGAGCUGCCGAGCAGAGAUGCUGCAAGAAAACGGCGCCUUCUAGAGGAUGGACGACACCUAGACUGCUCACCCGACAGCAGCAGCGAGUGGGCAGUCCGGCGCCGGAGAGCCCCAUCUACCGAGGGCAGCCCAGGUGGUAGCAGUCGUGACGGUCGCUUCAGUGACUCUGAGCGGCCAACGAGAGCAGAGCGGCUGUCUCCGGCACGAGAGCACCGCGGCAGCCUAGACAGGGUUCCUGGAGAGAAGCGCCUUAAGAGCAGCAGCAGUCUGUCUGAGUCCAGCAUUGGUGCAAGCCCAUCAGAGAGAAAACGCAAAGCAAGUGAAGUGAGCAAAGGGCCUUCAAAGAGAGAGAGAGCUGAAGGGAGCUCUAAGGGCAGUCAGUCAUCCAAGCAGGAUGCUGGUGGAAAGCUGAGUAUGGCUUGGAAUGGAAUGCUUCUCCUGAAGAAUAGCAAUUUCCCAGCCAGCAUGCACAUCCUGGAGGGUGACCUGAGUGUGGCCAACACCCUCCUGGUUGAUGGCAGCACAGGAGGGAAGGUGACCCAGCUCCGCAUCACACAGCGCCUUCGGCUCGACCAGCCCAAGAUGGACGAGGUGUCACGCCGCAUCAAAGUGGCAGGCCCAGGCGGGUAUGCCAUUCUCCUUGCAGUUCCUGCCAACUCGGAGGAUACAUCAUCUUCCUCUUCAACAGAUCCAGCAACUUCGACCCAGCGUCCUCUGCGCAACCUGGUCUCGUAUCUGAAGCAAAAGCAGGCAGCUGGGGUAAUCAGUUUACCUGUGGGGGGCACUCGCGAUAAGGACAACGCGGGGGUGUUGCACGCGUUCCCACCCUGCGAUUUCUCUCAGCAGUUCUUAGAUUCCUCUGCAAAAGCUCUUGCCAAAACGGAAGAGGACUAUCUUGUCAUGAUCAUUGUCCGCGGAGCUUCCUAACAGUCAGAACACAAACAAACAAAAAAAAAAGCAUUGUUAUAAAAAAAGAAAUGUCUCAUUUGCAUGCUCUGUUAAGCUUGGUGCAGCAACUAUAGUUUAAAACAGUUAUUAAAAGGAUAUGUCAUCUGUUCUGCCAAAUGAAAUGCAUGAAAAACAUGCCUCAUAUAGCAAAAUUGGGUUUCAUAUUGCAAUAUUUGCUCACCAAUGUAAGUUGCGUUUCCAAACCAAAUCAUUGUGAUACUGUACAACUAUUCGAAAGUGUGAAAGAGGAAAGGCAGACACAACUUUGAAAAUUGAACAUUUACACUGUACUGCUGAGAAUCUUAUACAUGUUUGUUUAGCCAUUAGAUUGUAAGCAGUUCCCUAUAUGGAUAUUAACAAGAAAGUUGGUUCAUGUAGGUAUAUUAUAUAUAUUUUUUAUUUAAAAAAAAAGGAUAUUGAGUCAUUGUGGUUUAACGCUUGGAACAAUCAGUUAAUGAUGAAGAGAAAGUGUAACAUAGGCCUAGGUGUGUAGUUCUAUAGUUCACCUAAAGCAGUCCAGGUAUUUCUCACUUAAAACUGCAUGUUGACUGUUGUCCUGUUUUGAAACCGUUACGGGGUAGUUCACAGUUCAAAAGUUUGCAGACUAUAAUGUAUACACAACUGUACUUUAGUAUUGAAGUGUUUAUCAGUGUGUAACUGGGCAAGCGUUUAACAAGGCUACAAAUUGUUUUCAAGAUUUUAUAAUGCUCACGGCAUCUUAUAAAAUGAUUCGGUGAUUUAUUUUUGUCUUUUAAUUCUAACAUGUUUCAAAACCACCAUUUACACAGACCAUCGCACAUAGCUUAUAAUUUAGAUAUCCUCUUGUAUUUGUCUUUUUGUAUUGACAAGAUCAUCUCAAAAACUAGUUCUCUUGAGACAUUUUCACUUUGCUUUUUGAUCUUCCCAAAUAAUUUCUGUUUGGGAUUAGUAAUGUAGUCGGCCACUAGUUUCUACUGAUUUCAAUGCUUUUAUUGUGUUUCGUUUUUUUUUUUUUAAUUAAGCUUGCCCGUAGAACAUGGUACAAAAAUUCAAAGAACGUUACAAAGAAAACGUGAUAGAAUAGCAGUAUGUAAUGCAUGUGGCUUUUUCAUUUUUGUCAGCAUUGACCUCAGUUUUGUUCAAUAUGCCACAUUAAAGGAAUUGUUAAAUUGAUGUCCAGGUACUGAAAUGUGAGUGGAAAAGUGUUCCUUCCAAUUUGCUAAACAUAAUAAUGCCUAUGGUGAUGUAAUUCUGCUAUGCUCUAUAUUCCAUAUGUACUAACACACUUUGUCAGCUUGGCACAUACUUGAAGCGGGGCUGUACAAUUAAAGGUGAUCAAAGUGUUUAUUUUUUUAGUACAUUAAUAAUGAUUAUGGUUCAGCGCAAAAGCACAAAGUGCUGUAAUUUUUCAGAACAUGUGACUCCAGUGAUCAUACCACUGAAGAGCAUGAAUUAAUUAUUGAAUCUACUUUCUGUUGUAUGCUUAAUUGUGCAGCCCUACAUUUAAUUAUGUUUUAAGUUGAAUAACCAGUUGUUUGGAUAUUCUGUUAUAGACACGCAGCAUACUUUUCUAAUCCCCUACAUCAGAAUUUUUGCAUUUCUAUUUUUUUUUUUUUUUUGCGUAGUGUCUAGAGUCUGAUUUAGCAAAUGUGUUAAUUCCAUCUGUAUUAUGCCAUCUAUCAUUUUAAAAUCACACUAAAUUGCAUUUUUUUAAAAAGCAGAUUGGUUUGUGAAUUAAGAUAAUUAAGCUGUUCUAUAUGUAUGGAUGAGUAAGAUAUACUGUACUUUCAGUAGACAUCUCUCAGGAUGAAAAAGGACCGUUGCAACAAAGGACUUCUCAUGUCUGGAAUCAAAAUGAUUGAGUUGAUACAGGAGCCCUUUGGAUGCAGAGGGACAAGAGCUUUCCGAUUAGUGAUUGUGUAUUCUCGCUGAGAGAGCAGCUUCACACUUGUGUAAAUGUUUUUUUUUUUUUUGUGCUUACACUUCCCAUAUUUAAACGGAAAUAUGACCAUCUUGCUUUGUGGUGUGUUUACCUGGUUUCUUGAAGGAGAGGAAAAAAGAGGAAUCGCUCAUUCACAUCUCGCACAGCUAAGAAAUAGCUGUCCACAUACACACAAGUGCACUGGCACUUAUUUGAUUUUGUCUUGCUAUCAAUAAAUUGUUUCAUUUGAGGGAGAAAUGUUCAUUCGUUGGAAAUGAAUCGAAGACCAUCUCCCACUGCUUUGCGGUUGUGUUUCGAUGGAAUUGUUGCUGAUUUUGUUUCUGCUCAGGAAAAAAAAUUCCCAUAUGUGGAUCAGUGAUGACAUUAAGAGCCGAGAGCAUUUUUAUUGCCGUGUUGUCGAUCAGUGUUUUCCAACCUUGUGUCCUGGAGUUGCUAAUUAACAGCCCUUGCACACUCCUGCCCUAAACCUCCCCCUUAUUCCAGAGGGAAGCGAGAGCAGAAAGAAGGGGGAUUUUGCUACCGUGCUCUCUGUAGCAGACUUGUGUGCUCUGCUGUUGACCAAAGUCAGAGGGGAGCUGUUGAUUGCACAGAACUUCAAAUAAGAUGCGAGUUUUGUUCCAGCACUGCCACUGGUGUCCUCCAAGGUUCUUCCCUACCUGCAUCCACUGGAAGAGGUCAGGUCUACUGUAACCCAACUGCUUUGCAUUGGCAGUGCAACCACCUGCAAAUUAAAGGUCAAAUUUGAAUACUUUUCUAUUUCGGUGGAUCAGGCAUUUGUUUACCCCAUCUUUUGGUUUUUGCACAUUUUGAGUUUAUUUUUCUCCUCCAUUGAGAGAUCAGUACAGGAAGAGGAUUUCCAUGAUCAGAAAAAGAAGAGCGAUUAUAGAAAGUAAAAAGCCCUUCUGGGCCCUGAAGGCUAGACUGAUAGAUUUGACUUUCUCCAUUUGCAUUUGUGACAGAAGUAUUAAAUCCAGACCUGUUUUAAAUUGACCUGAAAUUCAAGUAUUGCCAACUAGACUGACAGUUUCCUCAAACAGCACAAGUUAACACAUGGAAGAGAUGCGUGCAAGAAGCUUCAGCUGGAGAAAAAGGCCUCCUUUCUUCCUUAGUAAGCUGUUGUGUUCACCUUCAUCACCUCUCCAACAGGUCCUCCAGCAGCGAGUGCCUGCCCAAUGGUGGUGAGUAGGGCUAGUGUGUUUUAUACCAGGGCUGAUUCUCAGAGCCUGUCUGCUAAAGGUAAGUAUCAGUGCAGGACAGAGUAACUUGCUCAUGUAGGAUUCAACUGUUUACUUUUGCCACUAAACUGACAGUUCCACAGAUUAUACGACCCCAUGUAGCUGCAUUAUUAAUAUGACCGGAGAAGAUUUUUGUCCAGUUAGUUCCACAUUUACAUUUAAUGUAUUUAAACCUGAAUUCAUCCAUGGACUGCUUGAGCUGACAUGUUCAGGAGUAAUUAAAAAACAAUCAAUCUAAAUUCAGUAUUUUAAAAAGUACCUCUUUGCUGUAAGUUUAAAAACAAAACACUGGUUUACUAGGCAGGUUUAACUUGUAAUUUUUGGCCAUAAAUCUACCCAUCAUAUUUCACCAGUAUGUAGGAUUAACAUGCUUUAGAGGAGGUAAGUCUUGAGCAUAUGGGUAUUUUCAGUGGUGUAUCACUUUUUCAUGCUGCCAUUUAGGUCAGGACUAGGCUUAAUUUGCAGAGAAUGGUCUGAAUAGUGACUCCCUAGGGACAGUUUGUUUUUAAAGGUAGGUUUGACUGAUCUCUGGGAAACUGUCAAUAAUAUAAAAACUUGUAGGACCAAACUGACUCGAAAUAUUUGAAUAUAAAAGCUCAUAAUCCUUUCCUAUGCCCAUGUGAAUAUUAUCCCUAGUGUAUAAUUUACUGACGAGAAGGUGGUAACAAGACGAUCCCUAAAAUAACAUGAAUCCUUCAGUGCUGGCCAAUUUCUCUAGAGCUGUACAAAAAAAAUAGGCCUUGUUGAGCUGGAGCUUCACACGUUCCCACCAGAUUAUAGUCCAAACACAUUUAACCUGUGGAAAUAUGCUCUUUGUCCUUAGAGUGAUAGAUGAGCCUUUAAGGAUUUGAAUGAUGAUGGUUUGGCCUAUAAUUUGGUUUUAAAAGUAGACACACUGUGGGUGCACAGUGGCAUCCAUGGUUUAAAAAAAAGUCCACAUGAGAAAUAAAUCAGAAAUUGUGCUCUGAUGGGUAGCUUUUCAUUUGGCAUCAUAUCACCAAACCUGGUUUUGGAUUCCACUACACUGCACAUGUUAAAACACUCCUCUGUGUGUGUGUGAGAGAGAAAGAAAGAAACAAGGACAUUAGGAAAGACUGAUCUAUUCCUGUAUGAAUGAAAAAUGUAAUUUUAGAAAAAGAAUAACAUACUGAAUAUGAUCAACUGACCUAAUCUUCUGACCAAUACAGAGAUUCCAGUUGAUGUAAUUAUUUAAACCAUACAUACUGUCUGCCUUGGUACAUUUCUGUGAGUCAAGUCAGAAGAAUAGAUGCUUUUAAAUUUCUUUGCCCUUGGAUAGUAAUAAAACAGUACGAAUGCACAAUGAUACUACCAGUAUAUAAAAGGCUUUAUAAAGAUGAUUUGAUUUUGGUAAUUAGUUAAUACGGUGGUACUUAUAUUUAAAUUAAUGAAUUUGGGGGGACAGCAUAAAGUGUCUUAAGUUAUGAGCAGGUUGAGUGCUCCUCAUCAUUAUACAAGUCUCUGGAUCUGUCCUGGAGGAAUGACCAUUUUUCUAAAAGAUAACACUAACACAGCAGUCAAUAAUCCCCCAUAGGUGUUCAGUUGGCUAAAGGUCAUAGCAUAUUAAGUCACUAGAUGUGAUUUGCUGAAUUUUCAUACUCCUGAAGUUGUUCAGUGAGCUGUUGUGGGAGGGAGGGGUGUCUUCCUAGAAGAGACCCCUCCCAUCGUGAUAGAAAAGUUUCCUCAUGAGAUGAAAGUAAUCAGUCAGAAUUACUUUGUAAUAAUUUGCAGAGACUCUUCCCUGUAAGGCACAUGUUCCCAACCCUGGUCAUGGAGUACCCAUUGUCCUGCACACCUUAUUUCUUUGUGAUGUUUCUUGGUCUAAAACAACUGAUUCAACCAACCUGAGUAACAGCCCUUCGUGAUUCAAAGUGGGUGUGUUAGAGCAGGGAAAACACUUAAAUGUGCAUGACACCAUGACUGAGAUUAGGAAUCUGUGCUCUAAGGGAACAAAUGGAGCCAGGCAAUGCUAACAAAAUGCCUCAUACAGCAACAGGCUUCCUGUUGUCAUCUGUUCUUUUACCAGAUGUACAGUGUGUCCGCGUAUACAGAAUUGGAUGUUAGAUUUGACAUCUAUUUAAAGAUUAGAAAUGAAUGAUAAAUCUGCAGCACUUCCUUAUUGUAUACAUGUAUUGACAUGUAUAUCAUUUAAAAUGACACUGUUAGUGGUGAAUAUGAUGAACAGUUGUGAUCUGCAAUAGAACUGUGAGCCUCAAGUUUUUAAAAUCUGACCACUUUAGAAAAUAAGUGUCAGUCAUUUUAGCACAAGGUAAAAAUGGGGCUUGAGUCUGGGGAAAGACUAGGCAUUCUGCUGAAGGUACAUACUUUAAUAUUUGAAACUGUAUAAAUGGUUGAGUUGUAGACUAAGAUUUGAUUUAUUAAUACUUCCCUGUUUGACUGCACAGUAAUGUUCUGCACUGAAUCUUUUCUAGGCUGCUGUGAGAAACUUGACCACAACUGCUGUAAUGAAGUGGAGAGCAGUUUGUCUCCAUGAGUGCACUGUGGGGUAAUCUUCUCUUUUCAUUUUUGAUGCCAAUGCUUUAUUAUUAUUUUGGAACAGUACCAGUGGUGGUGAGAUUUAAUUGUGAGCGUCGGUGCAGAUCCAGUUCAUCUUUUAUUCAAUAAAGAAUCAUGAGCUACGAUUAUUGCUUCCAAAUCGUAAGUAGUUGUGUGUGUGUGUGUGUGUGCGCGCGUGCAUGUAAGCUUUAGUAGAAAUUUUGUUUUUGCAAUUGCUAAGUGUUAUUUGGGGAGCUUGCUAAAAGGGGGGCAAAAUGUUUUGAAUCAUACUGAUGCCAUGUAUAGCUGCAUAUUUGUAUCUGAAAUCACAAUAAAAGCAAUGUUUUUCUA
This is a messenger RNA of Neoarius graeffei (lesser salmon catfish), 8765 nucleotides long. It is a transcript of the gene rbm15, whose product is annotated as RNA binding motif protein 15. Gene Ontology annotation, cellular component: nucleus. Bases 150 to 2723 code for a protein of 857 amino acids. The record is from RefSeq and is a predicted model, not a curated record. Gene Ontology annotation, biological process: regulation of alternative mRNA splicing, via spliceosome. NCBI's taxonomy places the organism in Eukaryota, Metazoa, Chordata, Actinopteri, Siluriformes, Ariidae. Gene Ontology annotation, molecular function: mRNA binding. The transcript has a single exon.